AGACGUCAUCUUUCAAAACACUUGGCUUGCACUAUUUUGGGGCUCGGCAUUGUUUAGAUAAACGUGGACAUGACUUGUCAGCGCAAGUGUUUAUUGUGUUAUUUCGAGUUGCCUCUUAUUCAAAAUGAGUGAAACCUGUCUCGGAACGACGUUGGAACUUGAAUGGAGAAGUGUAACAACGUCGCGCGUGCCAGGGAAGGACACGAAAACGGAAGUUUGGAGCCAGCGGUGAACAUAAGUAACACAUAUGUUGAGACAUGUUUUCAGACUUGAGUGACAAGUUUGACCAGGCUUUUGUUUUUUCCCCUUUCGUAAGCGUUAUUCUCCACUUUGUGGGGGGAAAAGAAAGGAAGUAGUUUUGGUCACGCGUGAAAGGCACUCCUAAUCAUAGCAGGAGUGUACAUCUGUAUUGCAAAUGUGACUUGUGUUGUCCAUUUCGAUAUCGAGGAAGAAAGAGGAGGAUCAAACGUAACACUGACUUGAAAACGCCUCAGUUCAUAGUGAUGGAGCACUGAAGAAUAUAUAUAUUUUUUUCUUAUUUUUCUUUUCUUUUUUUAAUGUUUCAUCAAAGUUACCUCGGAUUACUUUUAUGGGGUGGGGACCCAUUGUGUCAUAAUCCUUUACGCUGAAUUAAUCCUGUGAUUAAAGCAGCAGAUUUUUGGGAGACAAGUUGACGAGCUUCGCAGGACGUGUCUCUAAAUUGUAAAUAAAGACACUUUAAUCACAAGUCAUGGAGCCGUAUGUCCCAAUCGAGAGUGAGAGGACUCUUUCAGUUUGCCGACGCCUGUGUUACGCAGUCGGGCACUUUCUCAAUGAUUUGUGCGCCUCGAUGUGGUUCACCUACCUGCUGGUUUACCUGCACUCGGUCCUCGGCCUCCAAAGUACAUUUGCUGGUGUGCUGCUGCUCAUCGGUCAGGUAGCAGACGGAGUCUGCACUCCUCUCAUUGGAUACGAAUCUGACCGAACUCACGGAAAGAGGAAAGGCUGGCAUUUGUUGGGAACGGUCUGUGUGAUUGUUUCUUUUCCCUUCAUUUUCAAUCCCUGUCUGGCCUGCUCGGCAAACACCCCACAAUGGGCAAAGAUCGUCUACUUCGCCCCCUUCAUCGUCAUCUUCCAGUUUGGGUGGGCCGCCACUCAGAUCUCACACCUCUCCCUCAUUCCAGAGCUGGUAUCCAGUGAGAACGCCAAGGUAGAGCUCACCGCGUACAGGUAUGCCUUCACUGUUGUGGCCAACAUCACGGUCUAUGCUGUGGCCUGGCUGCUUUUUCACUUCUAUGCAAAACAAGACAUGACAGACAAUCUGGGCCAGGCAGACAUUCCUCUAUUUAGGAUGCUGGCGCUGAUUGUACUAGGCGUUGGAGCAGUUUUCUCACUGAUAUUUCACAUCGGUACAAAGGAGCCUUCAGGAGAAGAGCCGCUUCUCCCACCUCCGGCUAAUGAGGAAGCAGCGCCUAGUCGAUUGUUGCAGUGGAAGGACUGGCUAAAAGAGCCUUCUUUCUACCAGGUGGCCUUCGUCUACAUGUGCACAAGACUGAUCGUCAACCUAUCCCAGUCAUACAUCUCUGUUUACCUCACCAACUCACUGUUGCUACCAAAGAACUACAUUGCCAUAAUACCGCUGGUGAUGUAUGUCAGCGGCUUCAUUAGCUCACUGACCAUGAAGCCUAUCAGCAAACUUGUAGGCAUCAGUAUGAUGUAUUUUUUCGGCCUGCUUUUGGUGAUCGGCUUUGCCCUCUGGGUGUUUUUUGACAAGAAAAUGGGAGGUGAAAACAUCUAUGGCGCUGCUGUGCUGCUGGGAGCUGGCUCAGCUAUCAUCCUGGUCAUGUCUCUCUCCAUGACCGCCAAACUCAUCGGGGAGCAUACGAAAAGUGGAGCCUUUGUUUAUGGCUCAAUGAGCCUUACGGACAAGGUGGCCAAUGGUGUUGGUGUCGUCAUCAUCCAGAGUAUCAGACCGUGCAGCACCGAGGCAUGCUGCCCAGCGUGUAUUUGGUUUUAUCGUGACGUCAUGGCAAUCGUAACAGGCGGCGUGGCAAUGGCUGCAACAUUUGGCCUCAUAACAAUUCUCAUCUGGCCACUCAAGACGAAGAAAAAUGAAUGAUGGAUUGUUAGAAUAAUUCCUGAAACAUUGUUGUGAGGUGGCGAGAAGAAAAAAAUACUCCAAUUGAUGGUCAAUUCGUUCACUGUAUGCUUGACAUCUUUUGGGAUGUCUUUUCAUACUAAAUGAUAUUUGUGCACGAUUCACUUUGCUUUAUUUGUUGUUGUUUUUUAAAAUAAAUUUUAAAUUUUAAAUUUAUUAUUACGUCAAACCCCAACAUAGUUGUUAGAUGUCAAUUUUCUUUUUAAAACAAUCACGACUUGAAUAUAUUCAUUACUCAGCUAACACGAUAAAACUUAAUCUAUUAACGUUGCAACACUAAACACAACAUUGUGGUAGUGCAGUAAAGGUUGUUUUUUGUUAUAGUAACUUUAUUUUUAUGUUGUGCAAUACGUGUUUCGUCAUUAUUUUUUCCCCCAAGUUGGCUUGGAGAAAUCACAUCAUUGAACUGUGUCGUGUCGUGUGUGAUAUCCAUUUAAGAAUGAAAUUAUAAAAUGUUCCCUUGACUUAUAAAAAGCAACAGAGAAAACAUAAGGAAUCAAAAUAAAUAAGAGUAUGAUUACAGUAUCUCGCUGAGUGACUGGAUCUAUAGUUUUUGUGGCUUUUUAUCACCCUGAAAAGUACAGGAAAUCACAGAAAAUGAAUAUCAAAUGUACAAUAUCUAAAUGUGACAUCAUUAGUUUUUCAUUAUUACAACUUUUCUGUGACCUUCAUUUUUUGUAACUGAAUUUGGUGAGCAAAGUUAGGAUCACGACAUUAUGAUACAGUGCUGAUCUCUUUCGGUUGAAGUGUUUAUAAUAAUAAGGCUUAUGAAUGUAUGUUGGGGGGGGGGGGGGGUUUAUUGCCAGCAAAUAAUGAAAUGACUUUGUCAAUACAACAUUUUUUCCCCCGUAAGGUGUAAAUGCGUAGGCCCCACAGUUUCACAACUUCUCCUUUGCUAUUGUUCUUUAGCCGACAAGUCACAACACUUGUUUGAAUUAAUUCAUUGUCUUGCAGGGAAGGAUUGGACGUCUAUUGCCAUCAAUAGCACACAAACAAAUUAACCUUAACUGAAGGCACUUCCAGUUCAAAUGGAUUGGCUAUCUAUCACCAUCAAUGGCACCCAAUGACCUAAUAUCGAAAUAAGUUAUACUACAAAAGAUGUUUGUUAGACUGUCUGUUGUUUAAAAAAAAAAAAAAAAAAAAAAAAAAAAACAAUGGCAAAUGCAACUUUAAUAUACUUCCCCCUUCCCAAUUUUAGCAUUAUGGAAGUUGAUAAGCGGAAAACUUUUUGUGCAGAGAAUAUUUUUAUUGUGCCAAUUUAUCCAAAUAGGCACUGUAAUGGAUAACAAAAAACAUGGACAUGUAGCUAUUGAGCUCUUUCUGAAUCUGCACUUUCUGCUUACCUCUAAGUGUUAUUUUUUUAACUCAGUUUUCAGUAUCUCCGUACUUCAGUACAGACUGAGAAUCAAGGGCAUAGGUUUGCAUAGGGAUGGUAGAGACAUAACACCAGCAACUUUUCAGGAUGCUCAAAUUGUCCCCAUCAACUUUUAAGCAAAGUUAUUUGCAUUAUAUAAUGAGUUCAGUUAAAUAGGUCGUUUAGAUCGUCUUCCCAUAUGUUGUAAGGAUAUAAUUGACCCUACCAUUAUUAACUUAAUUGAUUUCAUGAUGUUCAUACUUACAUAUACCCCUUUUCACUUGUUGAAUCUGCCGGUCCAUUUUUUUCCCCUCAAACGCACGCGUAAUUGGCUGAUGACUUGCAUUUAUAUAAAAUAAAUUAAUUUUCUACAUGAUCAAAAAAAAUUAUUUGCAGCCUAUUCAGACAUGUUUUUUCCAGAUAAUCAUACAUUAAUCAUAAUCAAGGAUAAAAGUCAAAAGUUUGGCUGUGCUUGUGGGGAAAAAAAGCAGUAGUGUUUUACCUUAGGGAAGGUCCAAUUAAAAAUUUUUUUUUUUUUUUUUGUUAUACGAGAUUAUUUACAAAUUUGUAUUUAUUGUGUCUGUUAAUAUAAUUUAUGUUCAAAUAUUGCUAUUUAAAUUUGCUAAUAAAAUCAAGACAUUUAUUCUGGAAGUUUUCUAAAUGUUUUUUUAGUCGUUUUUCAAAACCGGUUUGAAUCAAGUGGUGUAUCACCUGAACCAAUACACAUGAAAUUUAGUAUAAGUCAAUACAUAUUUAUUUUGCAUUGGUCAAUUAGUCUAUCAAUUGAUUACAUUCAUAUUAGUGCGAAAUGAAGACCUGACCCCUGUUCACCCAAUCUCCAGUCUCCAGCAAAAAAGUAUACAUGCAUGUUACGAUAUUGUAUCGUCUCUACCAAUAUUGAGACCAAACCUACACCCUUGCUGAGAAUACUUUCAUCACCACUGCCUAAAUUUGAUGGCCAAAAUAAAAAGCUCUCUGUGUGAUUAGGUACGAUGUCUUACUCAUUGGCGGAGUUUGACGUUUGGGGCAAGGGGGGAACAACAUGUUGAUGACCCUGAAACGCGGUGUCAGCAAUAAAAUUAACUUACAAAAAUAUCUACAGUAAUAA
Messenger RNA from Corythoichthys intestinalis (scribbled pipefish), 4599 nucleotides. RefSeq names its product major facilitator superfamily domain containing 12b (gene mfsd12b). Gene Ontology annotation, cellular component: plasma membrane. Lineage: Eukaryota; Metazoa; Chordata; Actinopteri; Syngnathiformes; Syngnathidae. The transcript is spliced from 9 exons. Gene Ontology annotation, molecular function: symporter activity. Bases 731 to 2098 code for a protein of 455 amino acids. Gene Ontology annotation, biological process: carbohydrate transport. The record is from RefSeq and is a predicted model, not a curated record.